Molecule: messenger RNA, 1809 nt
Organism: Penicillium soppii
Lineage: Eukaryota; Fungi; Ascomycota; Eurotiomycetes; Eurotiales; Aspergillaceae
Product: amino acid transporter
Exons: 9
Coding region: 1-1809 (602 amino acids)
Biological process (GO): amino acid transmembrane transport
Cellular component (GO): membrane
Molecular function (GO): L-amino acid transmembrane transporter activity
Source: RefSeq, a predicted model, not a curated record
AUGGUAUGGCGGCGACCUUUUAGUGAUCGCCCUGCUGUAUCCAGCACUGUGGUCGAAGGCCAUACGGUCUAUUCGUCAACUUCUCGCGGACAGUAUAUCAGCGAAAAAGGAGGAAACGAUGCGCCGCCCACAUACCAAGAUGCCUCUGGCGCUCCCAUCGAGAGCGAUUCGCCCUUGGGAUACUCUGUCGGCCCCGCUACGAUUACAUUACUGAACAUCACAAUGAUGAUCGGCGCUGGAAUCUACUCCACACCAUCAUCUAUUCUCUCCGGUACUGGAUCGGUUGGCGUCAGCCUCAUUUAUUGGACCCUGGGUUACCUUAUUUGUCUCACUUCGGGGGCCGUGUAUCUUGAAUAUACUGCAUAUUUUCCCAGUCGAUCAGGCUCGGAAGUGGUUUUCCUCGAACAAGCUUUUCCCAGUCCGAAGUGGCUGUUCCCAACCACAUUUGCGGUCCAGAGUGUUAUUCUCUCGUUUGGAAGUGCCAAUGCUACCGUCAUGGCCAAAUAUCUCAUCGCCAUAUCGGGACACACGGGAACCAACUGGCAAAUCAAAGGCACUGCUCUAGCUUGUUACAGUCUUGCUACCUUGACUUUGGUUUUCAACACAAAAUAUGCUUACUGGUUCUCCAAUGCUGUUGGUCUUGUAAAAAUUGGGACACUUCUAUUCGUUAUAGUGACUGGCUUUGUUGUUUUGGGCGGCAAUACCAAGGUUGAGAAUCCCAAGGCCAAUUUCCAAGAUGUGUGGUCAGGCAGCUCCACAGCUUCCGCAUACGGCUUCACCACUGCGUUGUACCGUAUCAUAUUUUCCUAUGGUGGUUAUAAUAAUGCCUUCAACGUGGCCAAUGAGGUCAAGAAUCCCGUCAGGUCAUUGAAGAUCUACGCCACCACCGCUCUUACGACAGUUUAUGUUUUAUACAUGUUCGCAAAUGUUGCUUUCUUUGCUGCCAUUCCGAAGGACGAGAUAGAAAGCUCUGACCUCACGACCGCUGGUCUAUUUUUCGAGAAAGUCUUCGGUGACAACGGUGCAGUUCGCGGUCUCAACUUUCUCAUUGCGUUGGCUUCGUUCGGUAACAUGAUAGCCGUGAUCAUCGGUCUUUCCCGGCGAAUCAGAGAAUGUGGCCGACAGGGAGUUCUGCCUUGGACGCCUUUCUGGGUCUCUACCAAGCCCUUCGGCACACCUUUGGGUCCCUACGCCGUCAUUUGGUCUUUAACGGCGCUGAUGAUCUUAGCGAUUCCAUCCGGAGACGCGUUCACUUUUGUUAAUGACUUGAACAUCAUCCCUACUGCUGCAUUCAACCUUGCAAUGGCUCUGGGUAUUUAUAUUGUUCGCUGGCGCCGAAAGGAGGCGAAUCUCCCGGAGCCCGAAUUUAAGGCCUGGAAUGUCGUGAUUCUAUUCAACAUUUUGAUCCAGCUAUACCUACUUGUCAUGCCCUGGUAUCCACCCAAAGGUGGCCAGUACGCUGGUGAUGUCAGCUUUUGGUAUGCAACAUCCGCAGUGACGGGAAUCGCAAUUCUGCUUGCAUGUGGCACCUAUUACUGGUUUUGGGCCUUCCUGAUCCCCAAGUGGAGGGGCUAUAAGCUGCGACAGGAACUUCUCAACUUGGAUGGCGGUGUUCAGAGCAACCAACUUAGGAAAAUUCCUAAUUCUGAAUUGGCCCAAUGGGACGCGACGCACGAUGCGGCUGGCUGUCUCAUUGAGUCAGUAUUUGAGGAGAUUCAAGUACAAGGGAAAGCUAGCGAGACUCCCUCGAACCACAGCAGUACAUAUGUGUACGGGUCAAAGAAGUCCAAUGGCGCUCCGGACGUUUAG